AAGGCUUAAUGCAAAGAGUAACUUUUGAAUCGACCUUGAAGUCUAGUUUCACUUGUUUUUCUAUGGUACAAGUAGAAUGGGUAAAACAGACAUAUAGGUAAUUAAAUACUCACGUUAGAGAUGGAAAUAAAACGACUAACCUUCCACAAGAAUUAGAAGGAAUAUCGUGUUCGAGCAGAAGGAAGACUGGGUUCAAACCUAAGUCGCGAAGAGCUUGAGAACUAGUCUUCAAAAGACGAAAUGGCGGCAAUUUGCUGGUAAGUGUUUUUGCAUAAAAAUGGAAAAAUAUCCAAAUAUUGUCCGACAUUAGCAUAUCCUUGUUUAACCAGUCGUCUGGAUGAAUUUAGAACAUCGGUUUAAAGUCCUACAGAAACGGAAAGAUAACGAUCCAAUCAUUUGAACGUCACCUUACAAAUUCGUCCGACCUUGUCAGACUUGUCACAAAAAUUUUCAACGUGAUAAUUCUUUGUUUCAGUACAUCGCGCUGCUUGAAAUGGCAAACGCACGUCAAAUACGAUGGCAUUUGAUCAUGGAUAUUGUUUGCCUUGUCGUACUGGGGAUUGCAGACAUGUUGUUUCACGUAAUCCCUAUAAAACCAUCUCACAGGGGAUUUUUUUGUGACGAUAAAAGCUUGCAGAAGCCAUUCCAGAAAGAAACCAUUCCAACAUGGCUCACGAUCAUUGUUGGGUUUUUUGUGACGAUUCCUGUGAUGAUUAUUUGUGAAGCAGUAAAUGCAAGAUCCAAGAGAAGAAAAACUGAUAAAGAACUCAGCAAGAUCACUGUCAAAUGUGGGCCAUUAAAAUGGAAUCCAUCACCAUGGCAGAGAAGAACUAUUUUCCGUGUCUUCAUGUUUGGCUUUGGUGCACUUGUUACAAAUCUGUUUACUGACAUGGGUAAAGCAACCGUUGGAAGGCUGCGACCAUACUUCAUUACAAUCUGCAAACCUAAUAAAACCCUACUGAACUGUAGUCAAGGCUAUAUAACUGAGGAUAUUUGUACUGGGGAUCCCAAAGACAUUCUAGAGGCAAGUACUAAAGACGAUAGCUUCGAAUACCUUCUCCCCAUAAAGUUUAUGAACGCAUUGCCAUGUCACAAAAUGGCUUCGAACGUCAAACUUAUCAACUUCGUGUUCGAUUCUAUUUGUUUUAUGGUAGUUCUUAUUGUUUUCAUAGUGAUCAAGAUCACUUUAUACGGUACCACAAAGGGGCUAUACCCGACUAAACAGGGAUUUCUGUGUGGGGAUACAAGCAUUCAGAAGCCACUUAAAGAAGAUUAUUUGCGCCACGAAGUUGUCUGUUCACUCUCAUAUAUCAUUCCGAUAGUUGUGAUACUGAUUGUUGAGAUCAGUAAUAACAUGACAAGAUCAGACGAGGACCAAGAAGAAGAAGAAGAAGAAGAAGAAGAAGAAGAAUCCUAUGGAUUGAUUAAACUGAAGCCCUGGAUAGCCAGCAUGAUUUCGUUGAUCUUCGUCUUUGUUUUUGGCGGAUUCCUGACCGAAGUCGUUGUCGACCUUUCCAAGACCAGUGUGGGUAAGUUGAGACCCUCGUUCCUAACCGUGUGCCUGGCUAAUACGUCACAAGCUGACUGCCAACAAGGCUACGUCACAAAAGACGUUUGCACCGGAGAUCCCUAUGACGUCAAAAUGGCCAGGCUGUCUUUUCCAUCUGGUCACUCUGCCAUUUCCAUGUAUGGAAUGCUAUUUCUUGCAUUUUAUAUUCACUCAGCCGUGAAAACAGAAACCAAGUUGAUGAAGCCAUUGCUGCAGAUUGUACUGGUGUCUUUGUCACUGUUUGUUGGAUUGAGUCGACUGGCUGAUAAUUCGCACUUCUUGACAGAUGUUAUGGCGGGUUUCAUCCUCGGAGCCAUCUUUACUUGGCUAAUUGCAUGCAAGGUCUUGAAGCUUUUUGCCAUUCGGGUCCGCAAGCCGAAAGUUUACACGUUGUUGCCACAAUAGAGGCAAACCUCUAUCAAGGAGAUUGAAUAAUGCCAAUGCAUAUGCGUGAUUUGUAAAGAUACAAUAACACUGCAUAGAGCGAUUUUCAUUUGAGUGUCGUAAAGUGAUUGGUUUUAAAUCAAAGCGUUAAAUAAUUGACUUAAAAUACUGGCGCCACUUUUUCAUCCAAUCUGAAGUAAGACUACAACCAAUCGUGACUCGCUCAAACACGUUUUCCCGC
Messenger RNA from Orbicella faveolata, 2174 nucleotides. RefSeq names its product phospholipid phosphatase 2-like. Gene Ontology annotation, biological process: phospholipid dephosphorylation; phospholipid metabolic process; signal transduction. Gene Ontology annotation, cellular component: plasma membrane. NCBI's taxonomy places the organism in Eukaryota, Metazoa, Cnidaria, Anthozoa, Scleractinia, Merulinidae. Gene Ontology annotation, molecular function: phosphatidate phosphatase activity. The record is from RefSeq and is a predicted model, not a curated record.